UUCAGGGAAUACGUGACAAAACUUCUCUUUGCGCAGGAAAAAUGUUACGUACCGCCCAAGUUUGUCGUUCUUUUCAUUUCUGUUUCCUAGUUUUAAUGUUUGGUUGCCAGAAAUUUGUUUGUGUUUUAUCUCUGUUGAUUUUAUUUUGUUGUCAGUCGUCACUUGUUAUCACUUUCAGUAAUUAUUUUUUUCUUAAAUUAAUCUUCAUCUUCAUUUGGAGCCGGAGUACAGAGUUAGAUUGCCUUUUAGUCCUGCGUCUCUUCGUUGCAUUUAGCGAAGAUAAUUGACAUGAACGUGGAAGCGAUGAUAUCAGGAAGACAAAAAAUAAGCAAUCAUUACUAGGAAGAGAAGGAAUACUAUGAAAGACAAUUUGCCACUCUGAAGUCAUUUGAGGAAGUUGACAUCAUAGUGACGUCUGAUGGCACCCACGAGGUAGACAGUGAGGAACAGGCUCAACAUGAAAAAGCAAUGAAGAUCUCCAACUUUGCAAAUAUAGUUUUGCUGGCAUUAAAGAUUUAUGCGACAGUUAGGAGUGGUUCAAUUGCUAUUGCAGCAUCAACUUUAGAUUCUUUGCUUGAUCUUAUGGCUGGUGGAAUACUCUGGUUCACUCACCUCUCAAUGAAAAACAUAAAUAUUUACAAGUACCCAAUUGGGAAGCUGAGAAUGCAGCCAGUGGGAAUAAUUAUCUUUGCAGCUGUCAUGGCAACACUAGGCUUUCAGGUGUUUGUGCAAGCUGCAGAACAAUUAAUCGAAAAUAAGCCUUCUGAAAAGAUGUCUUCCGAUCAGUUAGUCUGGCUAUACUCUAUUAUGAUAUCUGCAACAGUGGUGAAACUAGCACUGUGGCUUUACUGUAGAAGCUCGGGAAACAAGAUUGUUCGUGCCUAUGCAAAGGAUCACUAUUUUGAUGUUGUGACGAAUGUGGUUGGAUUAGUCGCAGCUGUUCUUGGUGAUGAAUAUUACUGGUGGCUUGACCCAGCUGGUGCUAUUUUGCUUGCAAUUUAUACAAUUACAAAUUGGUCUGGCACUGUCACGGAAAAUGCAAUUUCACUAGUGGGACAAUCUGCACCUCCUGAAGUUCUGCAGAAGCUGACAUAUCUUGUUUUAAUGCACCCUGAAGUUAAGCGUGUUGACACUGUUCGCGCAUACACAUUUGGCGUUCUAUAUUUUGUAGAGGUUGAUAUUGAACUGCCAGAGGAUCUCCCUUUAAAAGAAGCACAUGCCAUUGGAGAGACCCUACAAAUAAAGAUCGAGAAACUUCCAGAAGUUGAGCGGGCAUUUGUUCAUCUGGACUUCGAAUGUGAUCAUAAACCGGAACACUCAAUUCGAAGCACACUGCCAAACAGUGAGUCUUGAGUUUAUAGAACCCCGUCUAUUGGUCAACAAGAGAAUGUUCACUUAUGGAACAGCGGGACCUUUGGUAACGUUCAAUUUCUUGGAAGGAUGGGAGAGCAGUAUUCAGCCGUAUUGUACUAAUAUGGUUUUCUUGGGCUUUUUCACAUAUAUGGUAUAAGCAGGAAUUUAUUUUGCUCAGAUGCUAUAGUAUGAAAAAUAUUUACCAAGAUACGACAUUUCAAAAUCAUUCAGACAGAGAUCAAGUUUAAGUUUAUAAAGAACUUGUUUUUACCAAUAAUGAGUUUAAUAGGUCCCAUAUUAAAAAGUAUAGAACUCAUUCUCACAAAAAACGAGUUCAUUGGGUCCCAUCUUAAAAAAGUGGGUGUGAACAACUUUGAUUUUGUCUUUUA
Messenger RNA from Neltuma alba, 1742 nucleotides. RefSeq names its product metal tolerance protein 4. Gene Ontology annotation, biological process: transmembrane transport; monoatomic cation transport. The transcript is spliced from 7 exons. The record is from RefSeq and is a predicted model, not a curated record. NCBI's taxonomy places the organism in Eukaryota, Viridiplantae, Streptophyta, Magnoliopsida, Fabales, Fabaceae. The coding region runs from base 469 to 1353 and encodes 294 amino acids. Gene Ontology annotation, molecular function: manganese ion transmembrane transporter activity. Gene Ontology annotation, cellular component: membrane.